Manis javanica (Malayan pangolin) is the source of this 3394-nucleotide messenger RNA. RefSeq names its product olfactory receptor 52P1-like. Gene Ontology annotation, cellular component: plasma membrane. Lineage: Eukaryota; Metazoa; Chordata; Mammalia; Pholidota; Manidae. The record is from RefSeq and is a predicted model, not a curated record. Gene Ontology annotation, biological process: G protein-coupled receptor signaling pathway. Gene Ontology annotation, molecular function: G protein-coupled receptor activity; olfactory receptor activity.
CUGAGGGAAUUCUGAGACAGAGAAUGGGGCUGCACCGUGGCCCAGUCAUAAGGAGGCCCCUUUCUCUUGGUCGCGUUAGAAUUAAUGAGCCCAGAAGACAUCUGAUUUGUUCUCAUUUCAUUUCUUCUCUGAUGGGGGUUGGGAGCCUAGAGCAGACAUAUCAGAGUGAAACAUGUGGAGGCAGGGCAUAGAGGACAGCAGUGACUCAUGACCUCGGAGUCUCAUAUCUGUCAUCCAGUUGGAGGCUCUGAUACUUCCAGAAAACACAUUGAGAACGGCCCAGGGUUCCCUGGGUAGGAGAUAUGGGUGGAAAGGUUCAACACCCACUGUGACAGGAUUAUCCAGGACAGCUGUUGGCAAUCCAAGCCCCAUCCAGAUAUCGCAUUGUAUCUCAGGGUAGGUCGUGAUGAAAUAGACUUGAAUAUAUUGCUUUGAGAGGAUACCAAGGGAAAAUAGUAGGAAAAUGGCUUUCCCAGGAAUUGCUCACCGCCUUUCACCUCCUAUCCCUUAGAGGACUCCCUGAGCAAAAGCGUUCAUGCCGUGGUUCCCAGGCCCAUGCCAAGUAGGCCAUCAGCCAGCCAGACUGCCAGCCUCUCUCUCUUCUCACCUCCAAAGAGUCAUAUACAGACUGAGAGACAGAGGGUUCUGAAAGCAUUCCAUGAAAUGAAAGGCAUCCUGGCAGUGGGGAGCAGAGGGAACUCAAAAGCUGGAGGAAGGUGAACUGGAUGUGCUUGGUAACUGGGUAGCAGCUAAAGACCAACUGGGGCAGCAGAGGCAGAACAUGAGAGAGCAGAUCUCGAGCAGCAGAUACAGGGAUCAUUGAAAGACACACUGCAGGGCACCCCCAUGACUGCCUGCAAUGCCUCCCAGGGCCAUCCUUCCUUCUUCAUUCUCCAAGGCAUUCCUGGGAUGGAGGACAAGCACAGAUGGAUCUCCAUUCCCUUCUCCUCCAUGUACUUCCUCACCAUCCUGGGGAACUGCACCAUCCUGCUCACCAUCUGCAUGGAGCGGUCCCUGCAUAAGCCCGUGUUCUUGCUCCUCUGCAUGUUGGCCCUCACGGACCUGGGCAUGUCCACAACCACCAUCCCCAAGGUGCUGUGCCUCUUCUUGUUUGGCCAGAGUGAGAUCAGCUAUGAGGGCUGCCUGGUGCAGCUCUUCUUCAUCCACUCCAUCUCUGCCUUGCAGUCUGCCGUUCUGAUGUCCAUGGCCUUUGACCGCUAUGUGGCCAUCUGCGAACCCCUGCGUUAUGCCAUCAUCCUUUCCAACAGUCGCAUUGGGCUCAUUGGCCUUGUGAGCUUAGUGAGAGCCAUCCUGUUCAUCCUUCCCAUGCCCAUUCUCCUCCAGAAGAUGCCCUUUCGUGCCAAACCUGUUAUCCCCACCACCUACUGUGAGCACAUGGCGGUGGUAAAGAUGGUGUGUGUGGACACCACAGUUAACAGGAUGUAUGGUUUGGUGGUGGCCUUGUUGGUUGUUGGGCUAGACAUCUCAGCUAUUGCCUCAUCGUAUGUGUUGAUCAUCCGGGCUGUAAUGCGGCUCAGUUCUAAGGAGGCUCACUACAAAGCAGUCAACACCUGCACCGCACACAUCUGUGUCAUGCUCAUCUCCUACACCCCCUCGCUGUUCUCUUUUCUCACCCAUCGCUUUGGCCAGGGAAUUCCACCCCAUGUCCACACCAUUCUUGGUAAUCUAUAUUUCCUUGUACCUCCAAUGCUCAAUCCUAUUAUUUAUGCAGUGAAAACCAAGGAGUUUCGGGAAAAAUUGAACAAAUAUGGGUGCUGGAAAAAGGAGGCCAUAACCAUUGCCCAUGGUCACAAAGCUGUCUGAUCAUCCAAAUGGUAGUCUGGAAAAUUAAAUGUGAUCAAGUAUGUACAACACUUGAACAACAUGCAUGGAACACAUGUAAAAUGUUUUCUCAUAGAAGGAACAUAGAGCAAACAGUAACUUGCCCAGCAGACUGCCAAAGCAAGGCCGAGGUGUGCGAAUGUGGGCAUGUAUUUGCAGCUGUAUGUUUAAAGGGAAGUGGGAGGAGGAGAUAAUUUGGGAGAAGUGAGAAAGGGCAGGGAAAAUACAAAAUUGUGUUAAUCAGUAGUUAAUAUCCCUGCUGCAGAAGCCUUAUGGUGGGGCCACAGGACUUGCUGCCUCUUUGUACAAGGAGGGAAUAUGGACUUGCGACAACUCACAACUUUCCUUCUUGUGUCUACCAAUUCCCAUGUCUGACAGAAUCUCCUGCAAAGAAACAAUUGUGAGAAUGAUCUGCUAAUGAUUUUAGUUAUAAAAAUAAGUUUUACUGGAAACCUUUAUUGAUAACUCUCUGCAAGGCACUUUCUCUGGGAGCCCAGGAAGUCUUGAAAGGUGGUGGGGCAACUUUGGUGUUCAGACCUGUGCUCAGAUAGGGGAGUUCAUUAUGUUCAGAGGAAUAUUGUUUAUCACUUUUAGACAGUGACUUGGGAUAUAAUGGCAAAUAUCUUAAGAUGCAUGAAGUUUGAAUACAGAAAGAUUCCCUGUUUUUUCCUUAUACUGUAGAACUAUUAUAUGAAGGCAUAGCUCAGUGAGAAAGAUACCCACCCUGAAAGCUUCAUGGCCACUGUUUAAAGGAGAUUCUUGCAAUACUUAAAUUACAGGGAAAUAAAUGAGCCUUUUCAGAGUGUGAACCAGCUGUCACAAAUGAUAAUAAAGGCUCCCAGUGAACUAAACAAUUCAAUGAAAAAGGCUGAGAAAGGUGGGGUGUCAGAGAUUGAAAUAAAUGGCUCAAAUUUGAGGAAAAAACAAAAUUGAGGAUUACAGAGGAAGUGCCUUUCUGAUAAACGGAGGACACUUGCAGGAGCAGUUAACAGCGGAGUACAGAGCGCUGCCCAUCUGCCAUUAACGUGAACAAAUAGCCCUCCACAAACAUUUAGACCAAAUAAAGAAAAACCUUUAGCAAAAUAUUUUGUGAUGAAUAAUUUAAUUGACAAACAAGUAGCGGAUUGUGAAAGGGCUUGAAGCACUCAUUCGCCUGAGAACCUGUGAUAGCAGGACUUAAUUUUGGCUGAGAUUGGAGAGUGAGUAUGUUUUGUUGUGUUUUCUCAUCUGAUUCGCAUGGGAUUCAGGUACAGGGGCAGAGUCCACAUGCUAUAAAACAUUAUCCAACUCUCAAUUUAUUUUAUAUAUUUUCCUCCUGUUUUUGGUGAUCUAUUCUGUUAACAUGGGAAGUCUAUUUUUACUGAAAUUAUGGGCAGAAGGUUCAUUAACACCAGACCGUAGUGUGCACUGGGGAAAUUGUUUCAGGGUAACUGGUACAGCAGCUGAUUUUGGGGAAACUGAGGGACCUGAGAAAAUCAGAUAACCAUGAGAAAGAAGCUUGACUGUCUUUCUUUACACCCUUGGGCUUUUUAAUAAAAAUGUUAUUGAUCUA